AUUAUAACUAAUUAGUUUAUCUGCUGCAAUUUGAACUACUAAAAUUUGACGGUUUUUGGUAUUUUGUGCAACAAGUUAUUGUUUAUUUUUUAUAAAUAUGUCUUCCUUUCAUUUUUAGUAAUAAAAGGCUGGUUAGUUGUGAUUGUAUGCCGGUAUUAAUAAUUUAAAGUAGGGGUGUGAUUUUCGGGUAUUUACAGAACUUUUUAUCUCGUUAUGAACUGUCAUUGUUCUGUGUUCACAAGGUUCUAUAAAUAAGUUAAAGUAUGGAUAAUUACCCUAUACUAAGGGAGAUAUUCCCCAAUAAAAGCGAGAACACAAUAAAAGAAAUGAUAGGGCUUGCACAGGAGCAAAAUCCAGGUGAUCCAAAUGACUUGUUAUUGGAAAACAUUAUAAAUCUUUUAACUGAGUCUGGAGAUUCAACAUUUGAUUCAAGUACUGUAAGUGAUAAUGAAUAUGAAGCUGCUUACGAUGAUGAAAAUGAAGGAGCAGUGGGCUACGACUAUCAACAAAUGAAUGCAUCAAUUAUAGGCAAUAAUUUGGAUAGAAUUUAUAAUCAUUUAAUUGAGGUUUUACCCAAAGCCGAUCCAGACUAUUUGAGGGAAAAGGCUGACAUUUUUUGUAAUCAACCAGAAAAUUGUGUUACUGAUUUCAUAGAUAAUGCCUUAGAGAAUAAUGAUUAUCCCACUAGAGAGGAUUAUGUGAAGAGAACCAAAGAACGCAACGAAUUCAACAGAUACACACGAAACUUCAACGUAAAUGAAUACUUGCAAAUAAUCCCAAACCCUAUAGAAAAAUAUUCAAACCAGGAUAGAAAGUUGGUUCUGACUGGCAGUAAUAUAAACGAAGAUGACAUCAAUUACGUUAAAAUAUUUUUAUACAACAAAUUCAGAUUCGCAAGGAAAAAAUACAUCGAUGAUGUAUUUGAUCCCAAUAUUAAUUUGAUAAAUAUCUGCAAGAGGUUGGAUAGGUUACCGCAAAGUUUAAAAAAAUGCAGACCUUUGGAAACCAAUGGAUAUACUGCAAAUGUAGAAUUACUGCAAUUGCUUGCUUACAUACAGUACGGGAAAUACAUAAAAGACACAAUACGAACGAUGGACGCUGUCUAUCAAGAGGCGAAGAAACAGGCGAUCGAUUGCGGUUUGAUCGAGGAGUGCAUAGUUUGCAGCGACCAGUUGAUACCGGAGGAAUGUUUUUUCUGCAGGAAGGGUUGCGUUUACUGCAAGGACUGUCUGAGAACGGGAACGGAAGUCGGGAUUGGCAACGGAGAUUUAAAAUUCCCCUGCCAUUAUUGCGAUCAGCAGUUUAGUUUGUGGACGCUUAAGAUGGUCUUAUCGGCCAACAUCUACGAGAAACUCGAACAGCGCAUCCAAAACGAGGAAAUCAAAAACGCGAUGCUCGACGAUUCGGACAGCUGCCCCUUCUGCGGUCACGUGCAAGUUUUCACCGAGACCAACAAAAUUUUCAAGUGCCAGAACGAAGAAUGCGCCCAAGAAUCGUGCCGGCUGUGCAAACACGUGUCUCACAUACCUUUACGAUGCAACGAAAUCGAGUACGACGAAGACGUUCAAAGGAGAACUUUCAUUGAGAAUCAGAUGGCAGAGGCUGUUAUGAGAACAUGCGUUUCAUGCAACAAAAAAUUCGUCAAAGAAAAUGGUUGCAACAAAAUGGUGUGCUCGUGUGGAGCCAAAAUGUGUUACAUAUGCGGUUCCGCCAUCGUAGAUUACAGCCAUUUCGGCACAGGAAAGUGUCCACUGCACACCGACGACCUAAAACGCUUCCACUUGGAAAACGUGAGAAAAGGUGCGCGAGAAGCUAAACAACAGUUGAAUGGGCAAGAAAUUAAAUUCGACCCUGAGGAAAAUCUUGAAGCAUUUUUCAAUUAAUUGUGCCAUAAUUAUGUGAUAAGCAAAACUCUGUUGUUAAGUUUUAAACUUCACUAUUUUAUAAUUGUACUUACUAUUAUUAGUUUUAUUGAUAUUUUUCUAACUUUCAUAUUUGGUAAAUAAAUAAAAAUCAUCAAAAAUAA
Brassicogethes aeneus is the source of this 2026-nucleotide messenger RNA. NCBI's taxonomy places the organism in Eukaryota, Metazoa, Arthropoda, Insecta, Coleoptera, Nitidulidae. The record is from the annotation of a GenBank genome assembly.